GAAACACCCAGCAGUUCCACCUCCUUGCAGACACAAUAUGCUUAAAUAGUGGCUGCUGAAUGAAUGAUGAGCAGUUGCAAAAAACACAUGUACAACUUCCUCAUCUGAUCAGCCAGCUUUGACUUCUGCUUCGUUCUGAGGGGACCAUGACGAACAACACAUCUAUAUCAUCCACCAACAUCACCCAGCCCUACAGGAUUGCCUUGAUCAUCAUCUAUACUAUUGUGCUUCUGGUGGGCACCACGGGCUUAACCCUCAUGAUGAGCUUAUUAAAAAGCAACCUUCGCUCAUUAACCACCAUCGCCUUUCUCAACCUGAUGGUGGCGCACUUUCUAUUCCUGCUCACCGUGCCAUUCAGAAUCUACUACUACGCAUUUGAAACUUGGAAGCUGCACCACGGCUUCUGUAAAGUAGUCAGUGCCAUGAUCCACAUCCACAUGUACAUGGUGUUUAUAAUCUAUGCCAUCAUUCUUACCUUCCGUUUCUUGCAUUAUUACAAGAAGACUCAGCGGACGGAGUUCUACCGCCGGCUGCAUGCGGUGUGUGCGAGCGCCAUUGUGUGGUCCGUGCUGUUACUCAUCAUGCUGCCCACCGUGCUGUCUCAAUACGGUGGAAUUAAUGCCCCACAAAACGAGUGCUUCAAAUUUGGGGAUGUGUUAGAGAACAAAAGUAUCUAUGCCCUGAACGUGAUUGUGUCUAUUACUAUUGUUAUUGCGUCAUGUGCUCAGACCUGCAUUCAGGCGAUCAUUCUGCACUCAAUGAUACUCAAGUACGGACCCGCCAGUCGCUCCCAGCAGGAAUUUUUGGUCCAAUUGAAGAACCUCUGCUUUGUACUUAUCAUGCUCACCUGCCUGGUGCCAUAUCAGCUGUUUCGGCUGUACUACCUGAAACACAUUAAGGAGCUUCAUGAGAUAAACGAGGUGUUCCUGGCCAUCACGGGGCUCACCUGUUUCGACAUGCUGACAUUCACUGGGAGAGGGGUGUGUCAGGGGUGCUGUUGAACCUAAAGCUGAGGAACAAUGGUCAGCGCUCAUUAUCUGCGCAUCAUUGAUGACCAGUUGAGGCCUGCAUCGGUGAAACUGCUGGAACUGCUGCAGGUUUUCUGCUGGAAAAAGGUGUCCAGUGUCAUAAUAUAAGGGAAUGAGAGUAACGGAUCACGUGGCAAACAAAAGCUUCAGACUUAAAUUAAAUUUACUAUAUGAACCAUAGUUUUCUCAAAUAUACACACUUGCCUUACUUUAGGCCUACUAAAGCGAUUGUUUCUAGAGUAGUCUAAACAUGUUGUGCACUGUAAAGUAUUUCAAACAACUAAAAUUUAAAGGAAUAUUCUGGGUUCAAAAAAGUUAAGCUUAAUCGACAGCAUUUGUGGCAUAGUAUUGAUUACCACAAAAAAAUAAUUACGACUCAUCCUUCCUUUUCUUUAAAAAAAAAAAAGAAAUCAAUGUUACAGUGAGGCACUUAUAAUGGAAGAAAAUGGGGCCAGUUUUUGGAGGGUUUAAAGGCAGAAAUGUGAAGCUUGUAAUUUUAUAAAAGCAUUUACAUAAAUUCUGUUAAAACUCAUGUAUUAUUUGAACUGUGGAGUUGUUUAAAUUGUCAUUUUUACUGUUGUUUUAGGGUUUAUGGCAUUACGUUGUAAAAUUGGCUAUAACUUUACACGGAAAAGGUAACUAAAGCAAUGUUAUCACACUAAAAUUGUGUUAACAUCCAUAUUGUGUACGUCUUGUGGCUAUACGUUUAAAAAGUGAGUAUUUUAACAUUUAUGAAUUGACCACAUUCACUUCCAUUGUAAGUGCCUCUCUGGAACCCACAUUUUUCUUUUGUAAAGAAAAGGAGGGAUGAGUCAAAAUAAUGGUAAUCAACAUUAUGCCACAAAUGCUGUCGAUUGAGCUUAACUUGUAUUGAACCUGGAAUAUUCCUUUUAAAUGGAUAAAAAAAAAGAUGUUGAUUUAAUUCUGAAACAAAUUCUCCUUACACUUUUUGAAUGCAGUUCCCUAUUAAUUAAUGAUUUUAUUUGUCCUUUAUUUAACCUGGAAAUUAAACUCACUGAGAUUAAGAAUCUCUUUUACAGAAGUGUCCUGGCUAAGACAGGCAGCCGCAGAUGUUUACAGCCUUAAAUAACAUAUAACGCUACAAAUAAAAAAACUAAAUAAAAAAUGCCUUCACUUAAAAGAGAAAAAAUAUUUUAAAACAUUUACAGAUUGUUGGGGCCUUGGUAGCUCAGCGAGUACUGAUGCUGACUACCACCCCGGGAGUUGCGAGUUUGAAUUCAGGGUGCGCUGAGUGAGGUCUGGAGCCAAAUUGGCCCGGUUGCUAGGGAGGGUAGAGUCACAUGGGGUAACCUCCUUGUGGUCACUAUAAUGCGUGGUUCUUGCUCUCGGUGGGGUGCAUGGUGAGUUGUGCGUGGAUGCUGCAGAGAAUAACAUGGGCCUCCACACGCGCUACGUCUCCACGGUAACGCGCACAACAAGCCACAUGAUAAGAUGCGUGGAUUGACGGUCUCAGAUGCGGAGGCAACUGAGAUUCGUCCUCCGCCACCCGGAUUGAGGUGAGUCACUAUGCCAUCACGAGGACUUAGAGAGCAUUGGGAACUGGGCAUUCCAAAUUGGGGAGAAAAAAAAAAACAUUUGCAAAUUGAUAUAUCUUUCUCAAAUUCUCGAAUAAAAUAUUUAUAAGUA
Molecule: messenger RNA, 2675 nt
Organism: Myxocyprinus asiaticus (Chinese sucker)
Lineage: Eukaryota; Metazoa; Chordata; Actinopteri; Cypriniformes; Catostomidae
Product: probable G-protein coupled receptor 141
Exons: 2
Coding region: 147-1001 (284 amino acids)
Biological process (GO): G protein-coupled receptor signaling pathway
Cellular component (GO): membrane
Molecular function (GO): oxysterol binding; G protein-coupled receptor activity
Source: RefSeq, a predicted model, not a curated record